AUGGCUUUCCAGCGAGCGACGGCCGUCCAGCAGCUGGAUCCGCAUACCUACAGCGCCGACUUUCAAGAGGAUUGGUGCAUUGGCUCCGGUGUGUCUUCGGGCGGGUCAAUCAAUCCCUCUCCCUUCUCGUGACCGACUGCUUCCGAUCGUGUUGCCCAGAAAGAAGACCGUUGGCUAACGACGAGGACGAUCACCAGUGCCACAUGGUGGAUACGUGACGGCGACGCUGCUGGUGAGUGGGACCUCUCGCUUCAAGUUCGUUUGGGGGAAGCCGCCGCCGCAAGGAACAUGCAGAAGAGAUAGAUAUCUAUCUAUCUAUCUAUCUAUCUAUCUAUAUCUAUAUCGACUGACCUCUUCGCUUCUUCUGCAUUUCUCUGUAGACGGCUGUCAAGCGACACUUCGAAACGACUCUCCGCAAGCAGAACCAACCUCAUACUCUCGCACUUCACCUCGAUUUCCUCCGCAGGACACAGACGGGUCCCGUACGCUUCCAUGUCAAAGAUGUCAAGCUCGGACGUCAGACCAGCGUCGUCCAUGUCUCGCUCUCUCAAGAUGACCGUGAAGAAGUGGUUGGGUGAGUCGUCCCGUUCUUCUUCUCAUCUUUCCUCUCCCACAUCACCUCCCACCCAGAACACCCAUACGAAGCCCUCUCCCCCGACACAGCCUCUGACCUCUCCCCCACGGGGCACACAGGUAUAUCACGCAAUCCAACCUCCAUACGGAAAAAGGUCUUUCAUACCUCACGAACCAUGCGCCCCAUCCCGAGCGAAUACCGCUAAGCGACGGCACCACCUCCCUCCUCCUAACCGGCAACGACCCCCUCUGGACGGAAAAACGCGAAUGGCCGAACCCCAAUUUCCGCAAAGCAACGCAACAGAUCCGCGCCUGGUUCCCGCGCCACGGCCAAGUCGCCCAGAACAUCUACGACCAAUGGAUGUGCUUCCGCGACCCUGCGUCCACAUGGACCCACGAAUCCCUCGGUUUCCUCGCCGACAUGUUCCCGCAGAUUUUGGAAUCCUUCUACCUGGAUGGCUUUGACCCGUAUGACCCGAAGCUCGACGAGCAGUACAGCGUGCCGGAACUGCGGGCCAUGUCGAAGGGCAAAGCGCCGUUUUGGUAUCCCACCUUGCUCUUGAAUCUGGAAGUCAAAAAGGCGUUACCGGCGGCCGGCGUCCGGUUUCUGUUCUCCCGCUUGCAGACGAAGAUGAUUCGCAAUGGCAGGUAUGAUCUGGAAGUGCUCGUUUACGAUGAAGGUGGCGAUCUGGUGGCUCUGAGUCAUCAUGUCUGCUUUGCUGUGGGGAGUGAGAGGAAUCUGGCUGCGAGGAGGAAGGCCACUACCGUUGAGGAGAAGCUUUAA
Lecanosticta acicola is the source of this 1357-nucleotide messenger RNA. The record is from the annotation of a GenBank genome assembly. Lineage: Eukaryota; Fungi; Ascomycota; Dothideomycetes; Mycosphaerellales; Mycosphaerellaceae.